AUGGCUUUGCCCGAUCUUGAAGAUCAUUUGGCAGAGAAUGGCGUGGAUCCUGCUUUAUCGUCUCAUUUGAUUUCAGGUGGCUGGAACUCACAAAACUUUUCAGCCAUAGUGGAUUCCAAAGCAGGAUUUACAGAUGACAUCUGGGCUGAAAUCUCAGAUCACCCGAUUCCCCUGGUUCAGCGUGCAAACUUGAAAGUAGCGUGGCAGCGUCUUCAACCGGAGACUGUGUCUACGGUGCGUGAAUCAACAGAUGGAGCGGCAGCACCAUCAGCGGGUGUCUCGCAGGAGGGUUCUUGGGCGGAGUCGUUUGCUCCCAAGAUUCAAUCCUCAACAGUUUCAAAACUCAAGAAGCAAUUUUUGGAAGAUUAUCCUAGUGAAGUUCUUACGAUGGAGACCAUGCCAUCGACCAGACUAUUAUCGCUUGCACACCAUCAGCAUUCCAAACAGGAAUACCGCUGGAUUCCCUGGAAAUUCCGAAUGACACAAUCCAGAAUGGAAGAUAUGGUCAUUUAUCAACGCCCAAAGAUCCCGAAAAUUGAAGGUCUUCAACUCCAUCAAUUAAUUUGGGAUGAGCCUCCAUCCUUGGACAUCAACAAUCAAGGUAUGGGCGUGAACGCCAUCCGCAACAUGCUGGAGGUGCAUAACACUGCGUUAGCUCUGGUAGGGGCCUGUCAUUUGCAACGACUUCGAGCUUACACCUUGAAGUUCAUGGGGUUCCUCACACAACGCCUGGACUCCGACUCGGGACUCAGGCCACCGAACGUCCUGGAAUCUCAAGCAGCUGACAAAGCCCUCUGGCAAAUGAUUCAUGACUUGGUGAUUGACCAGAAAUUUACGUUGGACAAUGCUUUGCAUGAAGUGACCCACCUGCGAUCAGAUAUGGCUUCUCUACUCCAACCUCGGCCGAAGAUAUCAGUUCGUCCAACAUCCACAUCCAGCUCUACUGCGGCCCCAGUGUCGGCCAAAGGUCGUGGGAAAUCCAAAGGGAAGUCAAAACAGGGGGGAAAAAAGGGCGACACCACUUCUCGUCCUACUUGGGUCACCGAAGCCACUGUUCAAGGCAAACGACAUCAGCUCUGCAUGCAAUACCAAUCCGGGAGAUGUCAGAAGGGAUCUUCCGGUCCAUUGGAAGCGGCCUUGGACCUUACACCCGAUAUGCUGCAUGAUCACACGGAUGGAUUUUGCCUGAACCUUCAGAGGCGGUUUUGGGCGGAAAUUUUUGACGACCACAGCGGUGGUGCUGAGAGCUCAGUUGUGAAACAGCUUUUAUUGCACAGACCUACUGUUGUUGACGAGCCACCAGGAGCACCGAGACAGCAUGUGGGAGGUGGCCAUACGUCCGUGGCACAGCAGUGCAGUGACAUGGAAAGUUCAAAGGAGGGGGCAACCAUCAAACAGGCACCAACGCUGACCGUGGAGCACCUCAGGCUAGUGCACUCAGCUGUCCAGUCGGAAUCAGACCCAUGGAAUGUUGCGUUCUGUGGCAUGGUGGUCGGACGCCAAACAUUCUCAGUUUUUGGAAUGGGACAUGGAUACAGAUGGCAACAUUUGCUUUGGCUCGUGCAGAUUUUGGAUAUCGAGGACUUGGGUUGUUUUACAUUGAUGCCAGCUCCAGAUGAGGGAGGGGUGGCAUCUGUCAGACCACUUUCUACUGCAGAGGUUAUCACGCAGACCAAGUCAGAAUGGCGCUUAGAUACAGCAGGGAUGCAGCAUCCAGGCCUCUUUGUGUUUUGGGGGAAUGCUUGGCUGCGAUCAGAGGAGGGCGUUUCCGUCCUGAUGAGACAAGGAUGGCUCAAAGGCAUUAUGGUCACAAAGCGGUUGAGGACAUUCAGUGACCUGGGGUUUGCAGUUGGAACUCCCCAAGCGCCAGCGGCACCAGCAGACUUUGAUGGGUUCCGCAUUCAGCUGAACGGUGGCACAGAUAUGACCAUGUCGGAGGUCACCCUUGACACCAACGUCGAAGGAAGCAGGAAGCUACCAGCAGCAAAGAAGCAAGCCAGGCUUCAGCAACAGCAGGUGGCUGCUAAGAAGGAGAAGUCUCAGGUGCUGCCCAUUGAACAACAGACUGUAAAAGUUACAGCGGCUGAAGCCGCGCUGAAAGCUGACAACAAUACGGAGCUACAGCUUCGAUGGUGUUUUCAGCGCCGGGGGGAUGCCUUAGAUCGAUGCCGAUUGGUUGAAUGGGGCCUGCAUCAAAGAUGGGUGCAGUAUUUGCUGGGUUUGCUGUCAAAACCUGCGCCAGACGGGUAUGCAAAGAGCAAGCUGGAUGUUUCUAUACCUGUGCCGGUUCACGCCACUGUGAAAUCAGCGCCUUCACCCUCUGGUGCUGCAGCCGCCAACAGUGGUGGCAAGAAUGGUGCGAAAGCACAAGGAAAAGUACGCAAAGAGGGGAAGCAGAGCCAGCGUGCCAAAGCACUCUGUCCCACGAGAUUAAAGACUUUAAGCAGGUUGAAGGAACAGUUUUUCAUCGAGUUGUUAUGUCGGCCUUGCCUAGAGGCAAGCGGUACAAACCACUGGUGUCUGAACAUGGGUCUUACUAUGCAGCGUGCAUGCGAGCACGAUCGAAUGCCCUACAGAAUGAUGGCACGGGGACUCAUCAGGGCCAUUCUUCACCAGCUGGUGGACGAUCGUAAUGAUGAAGAGCUGGUGAGAGGGGGCAUAAAUGCUGCAGUUGGGUCGGUGGAAAAGUACAGGGUUCAUGCCAUGGAUGAAUGUGCGGCCUUCCUUGCUUACAUGGUUGAUUACAUGCAGAGUGGCCACAGCGUUGAGGGCGUUUCUGGCCGCAUUUUUGACUUGAAACAUGCGUAUAAGCAGUACGGUAUCUCCUCCCAAGACAGAGAGGUCAUCAGGGACUCCCUGAACUCCAACACGUCCAAGACGGUGGAGACGCUGUUUGAUCUGCUGGGUGUUGAUUUCGCUAAAGAAGGCGACAAAGCUGGAAAGUCUGCAAAGAAGUUUAAAAGCCUGGGAGUGGAAAUAGAUCUUCAGUGUUUUGGUUCUGGAGUGAUCCCCAUGGGCCACACCCAAGAUAGGAAGGAGGAACUCAGUUCGGUCUUGAACGGGAUUCUCAAAGAGAAGGCCAUCAACACCAAACAGGCAGAAUCCUUGCGUGGACGACUUCACUGGUUCAAGUCAUUUGCUUUUGGAAGGGUUGCAAACAGCCCUGUUAAAGCGCUGGGUGACCCUGCUUUGAGUGGCAAAAGGCGGGUGGAGCUUUCUGCAAAAGAUGUUUCAGCCUUGCAGUUCCUAUGCGAAAGGGUCUUGAUUGCGCCACCACUUGCCAUAAGCCCUUCAUGUUUACAGUCGUGGGUCAUUUUCACAGAUGGGGCCUGCGAAGGACAAGAGGGCUUGAAGACAGGUGGCAUUGGCGGGGUGCUAAUCAACCCGAGUGGCAGUAUAGUUUCUUUCUUUGGAGGCGAAGUCUCUGCCGAACUUAUGGGCGUUUGGUUAUCCAAAUCCAAAACCCCCAUUUACGAGAUGGAGGUCCUUCCCGUGGUGGUGUCAGCAUGGUUAUGGGGACAGCAGAUGCAGUCCUCCCAGUUCUGCUGGUAUCUUGACAACGAGGCUGGAAGGUCAGCAUACAUCAAGGGCCACGGGGCCACGAUGGUAGCAGCUGAAUUGGUGAAUGACUUCACAAACGCAGAAAUGCAGCGGCUGUUGAAGUCAUGGUUUGCAAGGGUACCUUCUCUUUCCAAUUUGGCGGAUUCACCAAGCCGACUGAAAGACGAUUUUCUUCUUAGUCUGGGUGCGGUGAAAGGGCCAUGUGACUGGAUGGCAGUGGGGAAACUUCUUGGGCUGUGUGUCUCAGUGGGGGACAGAACGGCAGCAACCAAUUGCGAUUUCCCCCAGUGCACCAGUUGA
Cladocopium goreaui is the source of this 3861-nucleotide messenger RNA. The record is from the annotation of a GenBank genome assembly. NCBI's taxonomy places the organism in Eukaryota, Dinophyceae, Suessiales, Symbiodiniaceae.